Messenger RNA from Xyrauchen texanus (razorback sucker), 1792 nucleotides. RefSeq names its product UAP56-interacting factor-like. The transcript has 9 exons. Gene Ontology annotation, biological process: mRNA export from nucleus. Gene Ontology annotation, molecular function: mRNA binding. NCBI's taxonomy places the organism in Eukaryota, Metazoa, Chordata, Actinopteri, Cypriniformes, Catostomidae. The record is from RefSeq and is a predicted model, not a curated record. Bases 144 to 1124 code for a protein of 326 amino acids.
CAGAAGGGUUUUGGCAACAUGAACGCUGGCUAGCUUGCGAGGCUCGGUUGGUUCGGUUGGUUCGGUUGGUUCAGCUGGAUUGUGGGAGCUAGUUGGCGGUCUGUGGUUUGCUUUUUUGUAUCUGACGCAGAGCGAAUUGAAUAAUGAGCAAAUCUACUUUUAAAUCGAGCGGUGGAGGGAGUACAGACGGACCUGAUAAGGUUGACAUGUCUUUGGAUGAUAUAAUCCGGCUUAAUAAAAAACAAAAACAAAUGCAGGCCCAGAAGACAAAACGCAGACUCCCAGUAAAAGGUCGGUUCUCCCAAGGGAUUAAAAAUGGACCAAGAGCUGUAGUGUCAUCUAAAAGAGGUGUUGGUGUUGUGAACAAGCGCUUUGGUCGGAACCGUAAACUUCCACUCGCAGUAGCCAGGCGUCGUGGGCAGGGGGUCAUCACUGGGUUGGCAGCGAGGAAGAAUGCUGCAUUGCUUAAAGGUAUCAGUCCACUCAACCGACCUGCCCAGAACCGGCCAAUGCUGAACCGACAGGCAGCAAACAGCACAGCUUUUAACCAGAGAUCUCAGCCAUUUGUCCCACGGCGUGACUCCCAGCGCAGACAGAUGCAGCUCCAGAGGAGACCAAACCGACAGGUGGAUUCACACAAACCUCAGAGCUCAGUUUCACACAGACCCUUUCGGCUCCGCAGGAAGUGGAAUGCUCCAGCUGCUCAGCAAACACAGAGAGAAGCUCGGCAGGCCACUUUCCUUUUCAGAAGAGGACUCAAGGUUCAUGCGCAAGUUCAGAAGACAAAGUCGGCUCCACCCAUACAGAGAACUCGAGCGUGGCGCACUCCUACAAACAACAAUGGCAUUCUCACCGUGUCAAUAGACAACCCCACAGCAAGAACACAGCCCGAGCCUGCCCAGUCUUGGUCCCUGCAUCCUGUGACUUCAACACGUUCGUCAACUCCACCUAAAGAAGAACCAGAGAGGAAACCACCGAAGGGUGUUGCCCUGCAGUUUGAUAUCAACAGUGUUGGAAAACAGACGGGAAUGACCCUAAACGAGCGGUUUCGCAUUCUGAAGGACCAGCGUGUGGCGGGAGCACAUCAGAGCAGUAAAGGAGGCCGAUUCGUCACUGUGGCCUAGAUCUGAACUCUUGAGACACUGCUCAUAGCUCAUCACUCAUCACACACACACACACACUGAGCCACACCAAUCCUACAGAACCCAACAGACAAAUAAGGACCGUUGCUGAACCAAUGCUGUUUAUGACUCGAAUUCAAACACAUUGAAUUUCCCUGGUUGAAAGUGGACCAGAAACUGAAUGCAGCUAUUUUGUUUUUUGCAAGAGUUGGGGAAGUGUUUGAUUUAGUUUUUUGUAAAUGUCUGCUGUCCUCUCCACACUAAGCAAGCAUAACUCUCGUCCCUCAAUUUCAGUUACCAUUGUAUUGUCUUCUAAACUGCCCUUGAUGUUCGAUUGAGUUCUGUUUUUUUAUAUAAGCAUAAUACAGUUGCAGCUCAAAAUCAAUUGAACGUUUUCUGGUUAGACCUUGUCUUUGUGUUUCCUAAAGCUGUUGAAUGAAGAAGAUUGCAUUUCUUUUGUAGAGCAAAAAAAAAAAAAAGUCUUAAGAUGUUUUAUAAUGUUUCAAUUAAACAAAUGCAACAUUGUGCACAAAAUGUUGUCUUUCAUUUUGUGAGAAUUGAAAAGUGCUUUGAAUUGUUUCUGCAAUACAACACAUUAACUAAGAGUGGAUGAAAUGUAAUAUUUAAUUUAACAGUAUAGGGCAAGUUUCUGCUACACAACAGACUGAAAA